This is a messenger RNA of Darwinula stevensoni, 2167 nucleotides long. NCBI's taxonomy places the organism in Eukaryota, Metazoa, Arthropoda, Ostracoda, Podocopida, Darwinulidae. The record is from the annotation of a GenBank genome assembly.
GGCAGAUAGCAUGACGUCACGACAGGUCUCCUCGCCCCGCACGGCCGAGCGAGAGAGAGAGAGAGAGGGAGCGAGCGAGGGAUUUCAAUGCGCACGCCACCUAUCCUCCCGUGUCCUCCACCUUUCCGUGUCCUCCAGUCCUCCGGUCCUCCACCUGCCUCCAAUCGCUCAGUUCGGCAUGUGACACCGCGGCUCGUGCGACCAUGCGGGUGUUCGCUCUCUUGUGCCUCGCCCUGGCGGCGGCGGAAGCGGGCCUUCCCAUGGAGAGUCGCUGCGGCGACACCCUCUGCGACAAAGUGCAGUACUGCUCGGACUUCGACCGGCAGUGCAGGAACUGCUCGGACGUCUGCCUCGAGUCCUCGCACAACUACGAGCAGCGGACGUGCGAGUCCAAGUGCCAGUACUACAUCCACGACGUUCGGUACAUGAACCUUCGAUCCACCGAAAACAGGAGCCUGGCAGGUGCCCCUCAUUGCCCCUCGUCGCCCCUCGCCUGGGGGCUGCUCGCCUCGAGCGUUCCCUUCCUCGUUCUCGGUUCGGACCAGACGACCUUCGCGAGGGAUUCCGGCCUCUCGGAGAAGGUAAACAGCAUUUGCACGGAAUUUCCAGGAAUCGCGUCCGCUCGGAUGGCCACUUCUGUGCCGACGAGAAUGGGAAAAGCCGGGACGAAUCGACUCCCGCUUCCUGGGAAACGGGAAUCUCCGGAGAUUCCGGAAUCCCUCCGAGGACUUCCUCCCCCGAGAUCCUCCGGACCCCCGACUUCCUCCGGCACGGAAGGACCAUCCCCGUUUAUCCCCGCUUAUCCCCGCUUCCGCAUCCGGCCGACAGACCAAACCGCCCACGCAACCGACCCCCGUCGACGUACCGAUAAGUACCGAGUUCACAUUCCACCUCCUCCUUAUCGCAAUCACCCGGACUUGGCGCAGAAGGUGGACCUGAUCGUGGCGCUUCUGGUGGUGGUGGCCGUCCUGCAGACGAUCAUGAUCCUCGCGGGUUUCGCGUACGUGCUGAAGGCGAGGGUCCCGCGCUGGAAGACGAAGCUGCUUCACAGCAUCGUGAAGGGGAAGACGGUGAAGGUGAGGGCGAGGAACGGUGAGAAGGUCGAGAGGGAUCGCUCGAGGAACGGGAAUUCGGCGUCUCGGUGCCCGGAGCCCUAGAUGCCAUUCGUAGAUGCCAUUCGAAUCCGGUUUUCCUUCUGCGCGUCACGACGAGGAUGCUCUCGAUCUCUUCCGGUCGUGAGAAUCGAGGUUAGGUUAUAGAAUCGAAUGACCGGCGUGGAUCCUCGGUUCCUCGAAGUCACUCGCGAGAGCCACGCCGAAUUCCCCCUCGAGCGACAGACCUCUCCUCGAACGAAUAGCCGAGACUGAACGAACGACCUCUCUAGGAACACGGCGGAAGCAACGGAUACUUCGGUAACGUCUCGAUGAAGCGCGUGGCAUCGAUGGAAGACCCGAGCGGACUGAGCAUCGUGAACGUCCGGGCCCGGGAGGCAGAGGCGACUCGUCGCUACCCGUGCGAGGAGGCCUGCCCGGCCGGCUGCUACGACAACGCGGGGAUGUCCCAGGUCUCCCCGUCCUUCUCGGGCUCGUCCAACCGCUGGGCCCAGCAGUCCUACGCGAGGACCACCACGACCUCCCUCAACACCUUCCCCGGGUCGUGAACUCCCUCGGUCCGCCCUUCGCGGCCUCGCGAUCCGCUGGAUUCUUUCGACGUCGGCGGCGCUCGUCCCCGCCGUCCGGGUUUUUUUCGCGUGCUGUGAUGACGUUUUCGUCCCCAUCGACAAUCAGUGGGAAAUUUUGAUAUUUUUCUUGGAGGCUUUUACGAGCGGUUCGAGACGGAGAGACAUUUUUAUCGAUUAUCGUUGGUAGUCCCGAGAUUAUUCCUGGUUGUGAACCUGUCGUUCAAAGACGUUAAGUAGCUCAGGGUGGCUCAAGUUGUUUUCGAAUUUCGAUCCCGAUCGAAUUCGUGUCUGCUCGAUGCACUGCGUCCUAUUGUGAUCCAUUUGGGAGUGCUUCUCCCGAUGAGGGGGAUUUUUUUGUCUGUCCCGAAUUUUAUGACGAUUUGCGUGUUUCCGUCCUUUCGUGUCUUUCGCAGAUGUUGCAAUAGAUUGUCGAUUCGCAGUUCCUACGUGAAGACGGAAUAAAAUGUGAUUUUGUGAGAACUCAAA